UUAAAGAAGAAUUAAUCAAAAUGAAGCAUGGAUCAUUGGUAGCAGGCUGAAUACUAACUACUGGAGUCCGUUCCUAAAUAUAAGACGUUUUGGGAGUUUAAACUGAACCCCCAAAAACGUCUUUAAAGUGGAGAAAGUACCUGAAUUCUGGAGGAGGAAUUGAAGGGGAAAGACCUACCGAUAAGUAGGGGUUCGGUAGCAGGCAUUGCCCGUUGAACCGUUGCUUAUAGUAGUUGUUUAGCACGAGAGUUGCCCACGCUGACGCGAUAGCACAGAUAAUCCAACGCCUUACAAGUAAAGAAUGUUGGAGAAAUAUUGGCGCCACCCGAACUGUCAAGGUCGAUCUUCCAAACCUGCAACGUCGGCAAAUUAAUCAACCUUGUUGUCUGUGAUGAUGCGAUGCAAACAUUCCAUCUUCUUUCGGAUCAUCGCAGGCACACAAAUUAACAUCAAGCUAGAUCAAUCUCCAAUGUCCGCACAUUAUUGCUUCUUUCAUCGUCAUAGGGUUGGCAUGUGGUAGACUAGGUACACCAUCAUCUGACGCAGACACAUUUGAUAGGGUCAAUCAAUCAGAGUGCAGUGCACACAGAAACACCCACGUACGUACGGCCGGAGGAUAAUGCAAAAAUCGGCCGGCCGGCCUCUCGGAGACGGGGCAAGACGCUGCCCGCCAAAGCUCCAUCUGGAGGAAGAGGAAUGCCGUCUCGCGCGAGCGCGACGACCUAUUCUUCUUGUCGUCCCCUCGACAAGUUCAGCCACGUACCAACGGACAAUCGCCACCAUGCAGACAGCAAACGGUGCUGCCUUGCCAGUAGAGACGAUCCUCUUUCCCGUUCACUCUCCGCAGCUCCGGCGCACCAAUGGCGCCGCCGUCAUCUUUGCUUCGCGACCUGCUUUCCGCUGAUGGCUUCAAGAGCCGUCGCAAGCAGUCUCCGGCCGACCCACGGACGACGAGCAUGCCACCCAAGAGCCGGCGCCCGACCAAGCCCGCGCGUUCGCAGUCCGACGUCCUCACCCGCAGUCGCCUCAGGGACGGGAACGUCGUCGUCGACCCUCACGACGGCGCCCCCGAGGAGCAUCAGAUGGCGAGGCGGAGGUCGUCAGCGUCGCUGAUGAACGCCAGGAGCUACAGAAACAUCGACACCGCCGGCAGCGGCGCCGCCGCGGGCGCGAGGGGUUGCGCCGCGGUGCCGGCUCUCGACGAGUCCGCGCUCAGCGCGCUGAUCUCGCUGGCCGCGGGCGCCGUGAAGCCGUUCGCCAAGGACGAGGCCUUCCGCGCGUCUCUGCGCAGCGGCUGCACGUCCUGCGUCGGCGAGUCCGACCACCGCGCCGUCCUCGACCUCCGCGUGACCGUGCAGACCGUCGAGAGGGCCGCGGCGUCGGCAGAGGAGGAGGAAGAUCCCCUCGACCCGCGCGACCUGAAGCGCGUCUCCCUCAGGCUGCACGCCCUGGCGACCCUCGACGACGAGGAGGCGCGCGCGGUGACCGCGUCGGGCGCGCCCUACGAGCGUCUCGCCGCGUGCGCGCACCUCUAUAUGUCCGUCGUCUCCAAGCUCCAGAAGAAGGACCACUCCGCCGCCGUGCACGCCCUGGAAGCCUUCUGCCUCGCGCCGCGCGAGGCCCGCACGGUGCUUCUGCCCGCGCUGUGGGACAGGCUCUUGCGCCCGGGGCUCUCGCACCUUCGGGCGUGGCGCGAUCGCGAGUCGGCUGCGGCUGCGGCAAGAUCGGAGCCCGACGCCAGGGUGAAGGAGGUAGAGCGGACGUUCGUGGACGCGCUGGACGGCGGCACGCGCGUGCUCGCGUGCUACUACAGGGACUGGCUGCUGGGCCGCACGGAAGAGUUGGCUAUCCCGUCCGUUCCCGCGCCACCCAGCACUACGGCUGCUGUUGACGGCGCACUGGCAAGGUCCUCCCAAUCGACGACGUACGAUAUCGGCUCGGAUGUCGCGUUUAGCUCCGAGAGUAUGAGCCCCGCCGUGUUUGCGAUCGAGGAGACGCCGCAGCAACCUGAGGAGGUUGUGCAAGGGAAGGCCGCGGAGGCAGAGAGCGUGUUCCACGAGUGCGACGAUGGCGAAGCAAGGAGCUACACCCCCACUCCACUGGAAGAAGAAAAGGCUGCGAUGCCUACUAUGCUGAUCAAUGAGGCAUUUGAGCCACAGAUCGAAAAUGGGCGGAGCAAUGGAGCAGGCGAGUCUACGAGUUACCUGCCGAUCCGUGACAUGUCUGCGAUCGACCUUCUCACACUCGAGUUCUGCGAAGGGCCUCUCAAGAUCAGCUGCACAGACGGCAACCAAUUCCAGUCCUCCAUUUUUGCCACCACCCCGAGCGACUUCCUCUGCCCACUGACCCGCCAGAUCUUCAACCGGCCGGUGACGAUCGAGACAGGCCAGACGUUCGAGCGGCACGCCAUAGUGCAGUGGUUCGACAGAGGCCUCCGGACGUGCCCCGUCACCGGCCAGGAGCUGGAGUCCCUGUCAGUGCCCGACACGAACCGCGUGCUGAAGCGCCUGAUCGACAGCUGGAAGUCGGAGCACUGCCGGAGCCUGCCGCAGGUCGCCGGGAGCAGCAGAGCGCCGGAGGAGAAGCUGAACGUGGCAGUGGUGGACAGGGUGCUCGACUCGGGGCGCAGCGUGUCGGAGCAGAUGGAGAGGGCGAGGCACCUCAUGGCGAUCGGCGGCGUGGACUUCCACCAGCACAGGCUCCGGGAAGGGAGGGAGGAGGAGCAGAAGGCGCGGGCGGCGGAGCACCUGCUGCUGUGCGUCAGGGCGGAGGGCGGCUGCCGGAGCUACGUGGCCGUCGGGGUUGACGGCGGGAGCCUUGCUCGGCUGAUACGGAGCGAGGUGGUCUCGGCGAGGACGACGGCGGUGCGCCUGCUCGUCGAGCUGCUUCGCCUGAGAAGAAGGGAAAUUGUUGAACUGCUAAUGCGCGGAGUAUGCGCCGCGUCGGUCCUGGAGACGAUGGAUGUGCUACUCAAGCAUCUACGUAGCUCGCCGGUCGAAGAACAAGCUCUUGUUGCUGUCCUGCUCUUGCACUUCCAGCGCACGUUGGAGGAGCCCCGCAGAACCAGCGAAUACGGAGAAGAGGCUGCCAAGGCCCUGACGGAGUCUCUGCGACGCUGCCUGACGGACGAGAACGUCGUGGCCAACACCAGGACAGCUCUGCUGAUGCUGGGAGGGCAUUUCUCCUUCUCAGGCGACCUCCUCGCAGAGGAAUGGAUGCUGAAACAGGCCGGCUUCGUCGACGACUCGCCCACCACGUCCGUCGCCUCCGACGCCGCCGUGCAGGAGAAGGAGGUGGCCGAAAACGAGGCGUGGCAGGAGCACGUGACGGCGGUGCUCCUCGGAAGCGGGAGGAGGCCGUUCCUCGCGGCGCUGUCCGGGUGCCUGGGCUCCCGCGACGCCGGCCUGGUGGCCGCGUGCCUGACGACGGCGGGGUGGCUGAGCCGGUCGCUCGCGGCGCCGCCGCUCGAGGACGCGCGCACGGACAUGCAGCUCGCCGCGUUCUCGGCGCUCGUCCCGCCGCUGAAGCGGUGCCUUGCCGGCGGCGCCGCCCACCUGCAGGCCCGGCACCGGGUCCUCGCCACCGUCACGCUGCACAACUUCAGCAAGAUCCCAGACUGCAGGGUCCUACUGAUGCUGCUGGCGGACGGCCUGCGCGGUCACCUCGCCGAGCUGGCGGAGCUGACCCGGACGGCCGGUCAACUGUACGCCGAGCUGCACGAGUGACGUUGAUAAAACCUUUGAGACGUUGACCUCUGACGCCGGAGGCCGGACGCAAGUCGCCGGGGCCUCUCGUGAUCUCGUGGAAGAUUCAGCGGAGAAAUGUAUUGCGCGCUGCUUUUCUUUGACCGUUUCAGAGCUCACAGGGAUCAAGGAUAUGUUCGUCUGCUGUUCUGAACUCGUUUUGACAGUUUCGUCGUCGACGACGACGUGGACGUAAAGGAUAAGGUCUCCAGCUAACGGAGGCGAACAUGCCCAGCUCACAUGGCAAUGUGUGUCGUCGUGUACUACUGUACAGUCUGAGUGUAUGACUUCUUGUCUCUCCAUCGUUCUGCAAAAUAUGUAUGAUAGGGCGCCGGCUGUAAAUACAAGUUGAUGCUUUAGACACAGACAUAAAAUUUUGUACAAGCUUGUGCUCUUUCUAGACCAUACACUU
Lolium perenne is the source of this 4155-nucleotide messenger RNA. RefSeq names its product putative E3 ubiquitin-protein ligase LIN. The record is from RefSeq and is a predicted model, not a curated record. NCBI's taxonomy places the organism in Eukaryota, Viridiplantae, Streptophyta, Magnoliopsida, Poales, Poaceae. Gene Ontology annotation, molecular function: ubiquitin-protein transferase activity. Gene Ontology annotation, biological process: protein ubiquitination.